Schistocerca piceifrons (Central American locust) is the source of this 1433-nucleotide messenger RNA. Its product is annotated as nucleosome assembly protein 1-like 1. Gene Ontology annotation, biological process: nucleosome assembly. NCBI's taxonomy places the organism in Eukaryota, Metazoa, Arthropoda, Insecta, Orthoptera, Acrididae. The transcript is spliced from 2 exons. The record is from RefSeq and is a predicted model, not a curated record. Gene Ontology annotation, molecular function: chromatin binding; histone binding. Gene Ontology annotation, cellular component: nucleus; chromatin. The coding region runs from base 18 to 1184 and encodes 388 amino acids.
GUGAGCGGUAAAAAGCCAUGGCAGAUCCGGAAAGAAUUGGCGAUUCGGCUGAGGAUCUUGAAGAAAUGGAGGAGGAAGAAGAACCAACAAAAGUUGCGAUAACUGAAGAAAUGUUACAGAGACCCGAAGUCUUGGCAGCGCUACAAGGAACUCUGCACAGAGAGAUGAUGGAGGCUCUACCAGCUUCUGUGAAACGAAGAAUAAAAGCAUUAAAAAAACUUCAGCUUGAAUCUACCCACAUAGAAGCAAAAUUUUAUGAAGAAGUACAUCUUUUAGAAUGCAAAUACCAUAAGCUAUAUUCACCAUUGUAUGAAAAACGGGGAGAAGUGAUAUCAGGCCUAUAUGAGCCAACAGAUGCAGAAUGUGAAUGGGAAUCUGAUGAUGAGAAGAUUGAUGAAGUGAGUGAUGCCCUCAAGAAAAAAGUUAAAAUUGAUGGAGGUGACUCUGAAGGAGAUAAAAAUGAUGUGAAUAAAAAUGAAGAUGUUAAGGGCAUUCCAGACUUUUGGCUUACUAUCUUCAAAAAUGUCCAGUUGCUAUCUGAAAUGGUGCAAGAGCAUGAUGAACCAAUUUUGAAACAUCUAAUUGAUAUUAAAGUAAUAUUUCUGGAGUCCAGUCCAAUGGGAUUUGUUUUAGAAUUUCAUUUUUCACAAAAUGAAUACUUCUCCAAUUCAGUUCUAACUAAGGAAUAUGAAAUGAAGUGUAAGCCAGAUGAAAGUGAUCCCUUUAGUUUUGAGGGACCAGAAAUAUUUAAAUGUAAAGGGUGUGUUAUUGACUGGAAAAAGGGGAAGAAUGUUACAGUGAAGACAAUUAAGAAGAAGCAGAAACAUAAGUCUCGAGGUGCUGUGAGAACAGUUACAAAGACCAUUCAGAAUGAUUCAUUUUUCAACUUCUUUUCACCUCCAGCAGUUCCCGAUGACCAAGAUGCUGAAAUUGAUGAAGAAACUCGUGCUUUGCUGACUACAGACUUCGAAAUUGGUCAUUACAUCAGAGAGAGAAUUGUUCCCAGAGCUGUCCUGUAUUAUACAGGUGAAGCAUUAGAAGAUGAAGAUUUUGAAGAGGAAGAGGAGGGUGAAGAAGGUGAAGAAGAGGAAGAUGAUGAUGAUGAUCCUACAUACAAGCCUGGCAAUCGUAUUUCUGUUCGUUCUGGUAAUAACCCAACACCAGGUGACUGUAAACAACAGUAGCAGUUUGGUGUUUGCAGCCGCUCACACUCUUGAAUCUGCUUCUCUUUUUUGUAUGAAAAAUUAAAAAUAGUAUAAUGCUAAAUUCUUAAAAAUUGGCAAAUCAUGUUUGUUACAUUGAUACAUGUUUUAUAAUGUUCGUUUAAAAUUGUCUGUUGGUUAGUUUUCUUAUCAUAAGAACUAUUUUCACUGUACACCCAUGUUGAGUGCUUGAACCACAAUGGUUGUCAAUAAAGCAAGCAUUUUUAUAAA